Prorocentrum cordatum is the source of this 1938-nucleotide messenger RNA. The record is from the annotation of a GenBank genome assembly. NCBI's taxonomy places the organism in Eukaryota, Dinophyceae, Prorocentrales, Prorocentraceae.
AUGGCCGCGUACCUCGUGGCGAUCGCUCAGUUGCUUCUUUUCUUAUGCCCAGCGUUAGCGUGGGCUCGGCGCUGGUCGGGCGUUGACAAUGCCCUCGAGGUCGAGGGCGAGGUCACCGAGUCCCUCAGUCAGGUCGCCGAAGGUCUUCGACGAAGGAAAAAGAAAUGCACGCCGAAGAAGGUGGAGUCGAUGCGAAAGGCUUUCGCGCGCCUAGGCGGCCUCGGCCCCACCGACUUUGAGCAGCCGAAGCUGGUGCCGCCGCUCACCGCGGAGGAGCACGCCAGCUUCCGGGUCCACACCAUGCAUUACGCAGGCGAGCUGCCGGGCAUCGGCGCUGCCUCGCUGGCGCAGGGCGCGAGGGCGAACCGGUCACUCGCGCGGGGGAGCUGUGCCGGGCAGGUGUAUUCAGUUGCUGCCGCCGCGGACGAGUCCGGCCUGAGCGACGUUGAGAGUUUGGCGUCUUUCCACCAGGGCGGCGCUGCGUGGUUGGAGAGGGUGCCCGUCCAUGAGGACCAGGGAGGCUCUGGCCCCGAUGUGGCCGAGGGCGCCCCUGACAUGGUGGAUCGGGACGAGGUUGGCUGGCACGACGUGGAGGCGAAACUGAUCGGGUGCAGCAAGGAUUGCGCCGCCACGGUGAUGGCCCCCCGAGUUCAGAGCCUCGUGUACGCCUUCCGCAAGUGGGCGACCAGGAAGGGGAGCUCCACCGCCCACCUGCUCGUGGCGGACCCCAGGGGGAAGCUCUAUUGGCUCGACUUUCGUACGCUCCAGGAUUUCAUCUCGAGGGGUCAGAGCACGCAGGCGUGGGGGCUCUUCCUGGUCCGAGCGCCUGGUGCCGGGGCGCAGGAGGGCCCAGGCUCGUGGCUGUUCUCCGAUCUUGCUGGCGGCCCCUUGCCGUGCGACCUGCUGGUGGAGGCGUCGGACGACGGGGGCGGAGAGGGUGCGUGCUCCGCCACGCUCAAGGCCUACAAGAGGUGGCGGAAUCGCGCGGCCACCGCGGUGCCGACCGACUUCUUGCAGGCCACGGUGAUGGAUUCGACAGUGGAGCAGUUCCAGAAGCAGGAGGGUCCCACGUGUGCCGCGCAGGCAGUGGCGAACGUGCUGAACGGGAUGAUGAGGGGGCAGUACGUCGCUGGGCAGGAUGUGCUCGACUACUACUCUGCGAAGAAGAGAGACAAGGGGCUGGUCUGGGGAGAGGCCAGGAAGGUGACGAAGACAAAGGGCAACAAGACCGUGAAGACCACAGCAAAGGUUGGCAACGGAAACGUGCUCAAUGCGCUGAGGAAUUGUGGCGCGCGAGGCAGCGCGAUGUCAUACAAGGUGAGACGAGGCACCCUCGCAGAGAAGAAAUGGUUGCUCAGAGCCAAGGCGGACGAGACAGCCAGGCAAGUGGUGCUGCCGGGCAGAGUGAUGAGCGAGACGUUGUACUCCAAGGCCACGAGCGCAAGCAUUCGCACUGGAGAGGGGCACGUCAAGGAGUGGGCGAAAUUGAAGAUGUGGCUUGACCACUGUGCAGCGGGCAACUGCGGCAUCGUUUUCCAUUUGACAAACCAUUAUGCUCCAAUAUAUGGGUAUCGCGAGCUGAACGGGCAAGUGCAGAUCUUGGUCCCUUCUGCUGGACAGUCCCCUCGCAUGUGGCAGGACUUCCGCACUGUGCGGGAGACCAUCCUGAAGUGGACAGGGCACGCCUUCAUGGUUGGCUUCAUGAGCAAGCCCAGGUCAUGGACGGCUCGGCAGGGUGAAGGCACGACCGUGCACGAGCCCCCCGCGGAAGAAGACGCCGACGUCGGGGACGGCGACGUGGACCCUGGAGAAGAUGGUGACGGCGACGACGACGCAGCGGCGCCCGCGGAGCCCGACGAGGACGGCGAGGACAUGCAGGAAGAGGACGGUGAGCUGAGAGGAGGCAGCGCGCGGGUCGCGGGGCAGGGCCUUGGCUGA